AAUCAGAAUACGCCAGCUGGGAUUCCGGGCUUUUGACAGAAUCCAACGUGUAUAAAGUAAAGCGUGGAUAAAAUUUAUGUAGUUAAAUUAAGAAUUUCAUUAUAAUAAAAAGUCUAUGAAUUAAAAGUUUUAGUGUGUUUAUUUUAUAAUUUAAGAAUAUAUUGUAUGUGAUAUAAAAAUUACUUUAUUAGCACAGUAAUACAAAAUAAAUAAAAUGAAUAGUUCAGUGUUAUUAACUCUUUCUAUUGUUAUUGGAUUAAUAUAUACUGUCAUAGCUUUGAAAAAUGAUGAAUGUGAAGUAUGUAUAAAUACUGUGGAAAGGUUUGUCAAUACUUUAAGUGAAGAUGUGAAAAUAGAUACAAAAAAAAUAGAAGCAGCAUUUAAAGAAUUUUGUAAAGGUACUAAAUCUAAAGAAAACAGAUUUUGUUAUUAUUUAGGUGGACUAGAAGAAUCUGCCACAGGUAUUUUAAGUGAAUUGAGUAAACCUAUAUCUUGGUCCAUGCCUGCAAAUAAAAUAUGUGAAAAAAUUAAAAAAAAAGAUUCUCAAAUAUGUGAUUUAAGAUAUGAAAAACAAAUUGAUAUUAAUACUGUUGAUUUGAAAAAACUUAAAGUACGUGAUUUAAGGAAGAUUUUAAGUGAUUGGGAUGAAACAUGUGAUGGUUGCAUAGAAAAAACAGAUUUUAUUAAACGAAUUGAAGAACUAAAACCUAAAUAUUCUCAUAGUGCAAAAUCAGAACUCUGAAAAGUGUUCAAAAAUAUAGAUAAAUUAUUACAUUAGUGUGGCUAAGCUUUCAGUGAAUGAAAUUAUAUUUCAUUAAAUUUUUUAUGUUAAUUAUGCAAUAUGUUAGAUAUAAAUCUAAGAAAUUAAUGUUGAGCAAUGAAAAUCUGUUAAAAAAGGAUAAUUCCUUUUAAUGUAGCCAUGCUAAUACAAAUUAAAUAUCAUAAAGGUGCUCCGUUUUUAUCAUAUUAAUAUUAGACAAAUAUAAAUAACUCAAAUUUUUCAUACAAUAAAUUAUUUUCAUGUUUUUAUCUUUCAUUGCUCUUCCUCAACUAUUCUGAUACAGUGCGUUUAUACAUGUAUAAAUCCUAUUUAUAUCAAGAAACCGUGUACUAUAUAAUCACAUAUGUAUUUGUGAUGAAUUAUCAAUAUAUCAAUGUGUUGUUAUAUGUAUUUAUAUUUUCUUUUUAUGUAUUGUAUUAUAUUGAAAAAAACUUGCUAUUAAUUCUAUAACAUUCUCAAUAUUUUUUAAGCAUUAUAUGCUAUAAUAUAUUGUUUUUUCUUAUUAAGAAAACAUACAUGUUCAGUAUUAAAGAGUUAUUAAUAAUAAUUAAUCAAAGUUAGUUUUAAUUUGAUCUGAAAUUAUAUUUAAAUACACAUAAAAUAUAUAUAAUAUUCAAAUUCAUCAUUAGUAGAACAAUUUCACUUGUACAAUAACAUUAUUUUGUGGAAACAUAUUUAUGCGUAAAACGAAAUAGAAUUAUAAAAUCUGAAAAAUUUAAUAAUUGUGGUUAUUUAAUAAAAAAAGUGAUUAAAUAAA
Messenger RNA from Apis florea (little honeybee), 1538 nucleotides. It is a transcript of the gene Manf, whose product is annotated as mesencephalic astrocyte-derived neurotrophic factor. Gene Ontology annotation, molecular function: calcium ion binding. Gene Ontology annotation, cellular component: endoplasmic reticulum. The record is from RefSeq and is a predicted model, not a curated record. Gene Ontology annotation, biological process: dopaminergic neuron differentiation; neuron projection development. NCBI's taxonomy places the organism in Eukaryota, Metazoa, Arthropoda, Insecta, Hymenoptera, Apidae.